AUGGGCAAUCACACUGCGUAUAAGCAAGUCAAGGGCACGAAGACGUCCGCCGCCGAAAUCCUCCAACUCUACGAUGGCCUCCGCCAAUCGAACCUCACCAACUUCGACGUACUGUUGACGGGAUACAUGCCCAGUGCCGAGGCCGUACAAGCGAUAGGGACAAUUGGAAGGGAUAUCAAGUUCAAUGCGGGCACAAAACCUGGCAGUUUUUUCUGGGUGCUGGACCCUGUCAUGGGCGACAACGGAAAGCUAUAUAUCCCCGAGGACGAAGUUCCAGAGUACAAAAGUCUGCUACGAGAGGCAGAUCUGAUACUUCCGAACCAAUUUGAGGCAGAACUACUUUCCGAUACCCCCAUCACCGACCUCAAGUCCCUCGCAGCCGCCAUCCAAGUCCUCCACAAAACAUACCAAGUCCCGCACGUCAUCAUAACCUCUCUCCGCCUAACGCGCGACAACCAAACCAUACCCUCGCGCCCCGUCUCCAAAGCGGGAACCGGCACACACACGCCCUCUGAAACACCCCAACAGCUACCCUCACAACCAGACUUCAACCUCUCCGACAUUGAAAACCUCACCAUCAUCGGCUCAACCGCAACCUCCGACUACAAACCCCGUCUCUUCCGCAUAGACACCCCACAACUCCCUCUCUUCUUCUCCGGCACCGGCGACAUGUUCGCUGCCCUUACCAUCCCGCGCCUCAUCGAAGCCGUGCACGCGGCUUCAACCCCCGAAUGCAAUUUACACACCACACCCAGCUGGCGCUCCCCGGACUCCGUGCCCGCUGACCAACUCCCCCUCGCCAAAGCCGCACAAAAGGUUCUCGCCUCUAUGCAAGCUAUUCUGACAAAGACGACGGCGGUGUGCCAGCAGAAAAUGGAAAAGUAUGAUGCGCGGGCUGAGAAGGAAGGAAGAGGAGAGGGCGAUGAGGCGGAUGAAGAGGUGAGGAAGAAGAGACAUCUUGCGCUUACUAAUGCGAGUGAGGUUACGGUUGUGAGGGGGUUGUGUGCCGAAGGAGGUGGGCGAGAGGAGGCCGGAUGA
Molecule: messenger RNA, 1038 nt
Organism: Pyrenophora tritici-repentis Pt-1C-BFP
Lineage: Eukaryota; Fungi; Ascomycota; Dothideomycetes; Pleosporales; Pleosporaceae
Source: RefSeq, a predicted model, not a curated record